AUGUCACCUCGGAUAGCAGAGAAAUUGCCAUGCUCGUCCUGCCGAAAUCAGACUGCUGUCAAAUUGGUCGUCGUCGAUUGCCCUCCUGUGGUCGAAGUACUGAUCCGACGACCCAGUCUGCAAUACCAGUUAGGAUUUAGCGUGCAAGACGGUAUCAUAUGCAGCCUGCUUCGGGGUGGAAUCGCUGAACGUGGCGGAAUCCGUGUGGACCACCGUAUCAUUGAGAUCAAUGGUCAGAGUGUCGUGGCCGUGUCCCAUGAGCGCAUUGUUCACAUGCUUGCCAAUGCUGUCGGUGAGAUACAUAUUCGCACAAUGCCAACUUCCGUCUUUCGACUGCUGACUGGCCAGGAUACACCAAACUAUAUUUGA
Echinostoma caproni is the source of this 369-nucleotide messenger RNA. The record is from the annotation of a GenBank genome assembly. NCBI's taxonomy places the organism in Eukaryota, Metazoa, Platyhelminthes, Trematoda, Plagiorchiida, Echinostomatidae.